Thalassophryne amazonica is the source of this 3686-nucleotide messenger RNA. It is a transcript of the gene fbxo10, whose product is annotated as F-box protein 10. NCBI's taxonomy places the organism in Eukaryota, Metazoa, Chordata, Actinopteri, Batrachoidiformes, Batrachoididae. The record is from RefSeq and is a predicted model, not a curated record. The transcript has 11 exons. Gene Ontology annotation, biological process: regulation of apoptotic process; ubiquitin-dependent protein catabolic process; protein ubiquitination. The coding region runs from base 248 to 3187 and encodes 979 amino acids. Gene Ontology annotation, molecular function: protein binding.
UUUGGUGAGUCGCGUCCGCGUCUCUCCCUGUUUUCUCUGUGGACUUUAUGCAAAACAUCUGAACUCUUUCGAUGGCGCCGCUGCAGUCACUGGUUACUGGCAGCUCAGAAAGCGUUAAAGAUAAUGACCUUCAUCGUUUAUAAGUAACGUGUUAACCACAGCUCGGCGCUGUGGCUUUAUCUCACGAUGUCACACAUGAAAUAAACGGAGCUCCUCCUGCUGCUCCCCAGCUGCAGCCUGUGCUGUCAUGGAGGUGGGUAGCCUCCCAGUGGAGUUAUGGAGGGUUAUCUUGGCUUACCUGCCUCUCCCUGAUCUGGGCCGCUGCUGCCAGGUGUGCCGUGCCUGGCGGGAGCUCAUCCUCUCUCUGGACAACACUCGCUGGAGGCAACUCUGCCUUGGCUGCCCAGAAUGUCGACAUCCCAACUGGCCCAGUAAACCCCAUCUGGAGCCGCCGUCCUGGAGAGAAGCCCUGAAGCAGCACGCCUUAGCCACUCGCACCUGGACUCAGAAUGGACCAGAUCUCCAGUCUUCUACCUGCCUUCUCUUUUUCCGACGGCGAAAAGACCGCAGGGUUUGGCAUGUAGGAUCUGGGUGUGAGUUUGAGACCCUACGUGGAGCCCUUGCGGUGGUGGGUCCUUAUGACCGUGUGGUUCUACAUCCAGGGGUGUAUGAGGAGCAAGCUGAAGUGACACUGAAGGUGCCGGUGGAGCUGGUGGGGCUGGGCCAGCUAGGCGAAGUGUCACUCCUGGUGUGUGUGGAGCAGCAAUGCCCUACUGCCAGGUUGUGCAAUCUGGUGUUUAUGCCACCUUGGUUUUCCACCGUGGUCUAUAAGACAUCAUGGGGCCAUGUCCAGCUUGACAACUGCAACUUUGAGGGGGCUCAACUCCAAAUCCGUGGCCCGGGAACCUGCCAGGCUCGCUUUUGCGCCUUCUCACAGGGCAGCUCUGUCCACUUCCUGGGUGUUGCCCUCAGUUUGUUGAACAGCUGUGAUUUCUCAGGGAGUGACACAUCUUCUGUGACUGUUGAAGGCCCCUCGGUGUCAGAAAGGAACUGGGCUUGUAAACACUUGGCUGCUCUGACUAGAACAUUCUCAUCCCGUGGCUUGUCUGGGAGUACUGGUACUCUCAGGUGCCCUCAGGACUUUUCUGACAGCGGGCCCCAAGCCCCCUUUGCUAAUGUUAAAGUGGAACAAGUGAGCACAGAUUGCUGGCAGCGAAGGACUAAGGUAGAGACGGAGUGCCACGGCACAGCUAUUGAAGAUGACUGGAGUGACGGUGAGCACAGUGAAGGAGCAGAUGGAAACCAUGAUGGCGAUAGUAUCAAACAUUUCAGUUCUUCAGAUUACAAAAUCCCAUAUGACAAUCAUGGCCUGUCCCACAUGUUGAAGCCCCAACUGGAUGGUUCUCUCCCACCGUCCUCCUCUGAUCCUCCAGCUGUGACCCCUGAAACUCUCUCCUUUGAGCAGGAACUAGAGAGAGACCCAGAUGCUCAGAUGUUGGCAGCAUCCACACAUGGCUGUAUCAUCAGGUUCUGCCUCUUCAGGGAGGGGAAGGGUGGCGUACAUUUGUCUAAUUAUGGACAAGCUCGGCUGGAGGGCAAUGUGUUCCAGGAGCUCAACUACGCUGUCCGGUGUAUCCAGAACUCUACAAUAGUAAUGCUGCAAAAUGAGGUGAGUCAGUGCCGCGCAUCAGGUGUGUUCCUUCGCCUGUCUGCUCAGGGCCUCAUUGCAGAAAAUAACAUCCACUCCAAUGGUGAGGCAGGGCUGGACAUCCGAAAAGGGGCCAACCCCAUCAUUGUGUGUAACAAGAUACAUAGUGGUGUGCGUUCUGGUGUUGUUGUCCUUGGCAACGGAAAAGGUUCUAUUCGGAGCAACCAGAUCUAUAACAAUAAGGAAGCAGGAGUAUAUAUACUCUUCAGCGGAAAUCCUGUGGUCAGCGGUAAUCAUAUCUUUCGUGGACAGGCAGCAGGAAUCGCUGUAAAUGAGAAUGGCAGAGGAAUGAUAACAGAGAAUGUCAUCAGAGAAAAUCAGUGGGGUGGAGUGGACAUCCGCAGAGGAGGUGACCCAGUCCUGAGGAACAACUACAUCUGCCACGGCUUCUCAGAUGGUGUGGUCGUGGGUGAACGAGGCCGUGGACUUAUUGAGGGAAACCACGUCUACUGUAACAAAGGCUGUGGCGUGUGGGUCAUGUCCUCCAGUCUCCCACAGCUCCUGAGAAACUUCAUCAGCCACAAUUGCAUGUACGGUCUGGCAGUGUUCUGCAGGAAAGACACAGAGAACAUCGAAGCCAGAGAGGGGAACUGGCUCGGGCAAGAGGGGAUCUUUGAAGGAGGAAAUGGAGGGGAAAUUAGGGAAGUAGAAGGAGAAGGAAGAGAUGGCCAGCAGAACCUGAAUGAAGAAGGGGAACUAUUUGGAUGGGAGAGCGAUUUGGAUAGUGAGGAUGAACACCAUUCUGCUCGGCGAUCCAUCAGUGUGGCUUUGAUAGAAAGCAACUGCAUAAGCUACAAUGGAGCGGUUGGCCUGUACGUGAAGAGCAGCGAACCACUGAAUGUUUUUGCUAACCUUUUAAACUGUAACUACGGCACCGGCAUUGCUGUGCUCCAGAGCAGCCAGCUGAUCCGACUGGCUGCAAAUUGCGUUCUUGAAAAUGGCCGAGGCGGCAUUACAGUGGAGAAAGACUGCCGGGUGGAGCUCCGUGGUAACGGCAUUUACAAAAACAACGGCCACGGCAUUCGUUUCAGUGGCAGUGGGCAGAUAGUCGAGAAUGACGUGAUAGGAAACGGAGGAUAUGGGAUCCAGGUUUCUGGCAGUGCUGAUAUCAGGUUGCUACGCAACCGCGUCCAGCCAGCCGGGGGUUGCGGUAUCGCCGUGCUUGGACAAGUAAAGGGAGCCAUCCACGACAAUGUGUUGUUCCAGGGACACCCUGGAAAUAAAAAAGAACUAUUAUAUAUGGACCCUAGCAACGAGAGCUGCGGCUUACGCAACAACAGUAUUUUAAAGCAUAAAAAUAGUUCAGUUGCUGCAUCAUGGGUCCUGGAAAAUCCUCCACCUCGUCCACAGGCCAGCUCUCCGUCCAAUCACUCCUCAUACAAUUACCCUUCCCGACUUGGAAUAUCCAUGACUACAAGGAUCAGCACCACUGUGGAAAGCGGCUGCCACAGUGGCAGCAUGUUCUGCUCAAUUCUAUGAAUACUGACACUCAAAACUUGUAUCAGUGACUUUACAGAGCAGUCAGUCUUCAUGUUUGACGCGUGAUGUAUGAUAACUGGAUCAUCACGCUGACCUCCAUUGGGGUAACUGACAACAAAAUACCAACCUGUGCUGAGUGUAACCACUGCAUCUCUUACAUUCGUGACACACAUUUGUAAAUCCAAAUCUAGAUUUAUGGUAGUUUAUUAAAUGUCAGCUAUGGAUGAAAACAAACUGGUGCACAAAAUGUGCAAUUCUGUCCUCCUUUACAAGUACAAAUCUCCUGCAGAUAUAUAUUUUUUACAGUGUACUCAUCGUGUGUAUGUUUAUUAAUCUUAGAUGUGAAAUGUAUCAGUCAUGCUGUUAUACAACAUGCUACAAAAUAAUGUGCCUUUUUUAAAUGUCACAAUGAUUGUAUAUUUUGGCAGAUGACUGGUGUGAGAUGUAUAUGCAAAAAAUGAACAAAAACCUGCAAAAAUCCAACAUCUUACUAAGUGGA